AUGGCUCCGCUCUCGGUCGCCAUGCGCCAUCUUCUGCUCGCGAUGGUCGCACCGGCCGCCGUGUCCGCCGUGUCCGCCGUGUCCGCAAGGUCGCCUUCAAGGAUAUUCGGACGCGACAACUUUUGCGCCACCAACGGCCUCCAGCAGUGCUCGGGCGACCUACCGUCUCAGUUCUGCUGCCCGAAAGGCAGUUCUUGCAUCUCUCUUGCUGGGCAGACCACGGUGCUCUGCUGUCCUUCGGACAGCAAGUGCGAGAGGAUCCAGCCCAUCACUUGCAACGUCCGGGAGCAGGACCCCCUGAAGAACCCUCAGGCGCCCAUCAAAACCACCAUCUUCGACACGCCCUUGGGAAAGUGCGGUACUGAUUUGUGCUGCCCCUUUGGCUACACUUGCGCAAAGGACGGAAAGGAGUGCGCCAAGGACUCGGACCAGACGAAACAACCCAAGGCCACGCAGCCAAGCUCGACAGCGCCGACCGCGACGAUAUCAAGCACGCCCACGACGAUAUCAACGGCAGGCCCCCAAGCCACGAAGACGACUGGCGACCCUGCGUCGCCUGCUGCUACGACUACAAGCCCCAGCCAGCAAGAGCCGAGUUCUGACUCCGGCCCGGAGAAGACGUCCAUCAUCGGCGGUGCCGUCGGCGGCUGCUUGGUGUCACUUCUCAUCAUCACCGUCAUCUUCCUCUACUUUCGGCGCAGGCGCCGAGCAGGAAACUCUGAAAAGUCUGGGUUCUCGCGAACCAACUCCAGCGGCUCCGGACCGUACGGCGCGGUUAUAUCCGCCCCGGUCCUCCAUCCGGGAACCUACCGAAGUGAUUUCCUCCGCGGGAGCCCACCUCGCGCAUUCCCGUCAGAACCUCAGACUCCUCCUCCACCACACAACCCCCCUCGCUCUGGCGCGAACCCACCACGCAUCUCCAUCCCCAACCCCUUCGACUCGCCCAACCCCUCUGGGCACUCUCCCGCGCGGUCGCCCAUGUCGGCCACGUCGCACGACGACCGCAACGCCAAGCACGGCCACGUCGGCGCUCGCCUCGCCCCGAUCCGCGCCAUGAGGGCCUCUGUGGCGAGGCACUCGCGCCGCCCAGACAGCAUAUCGCGUGACGACCCCAGCAGCGAGAGCAUCAACGUCUUUGCGGAUCCGACCACCGUGUCGAGCAGUGAUCCGCGCACCACGACUUUCUCGGACAUGAUGAGCCAGGCCGGUCUCGAUAAGGUGCACAAGGGCAAGCCGUACGUCGCUGGCGCAACGCCCAGGAUAUGA
Molecule: messenger RNA, 1266 nt
Organism: Purpureocillium lilacinum
Lineage: Eukaryota; Fungi; Ascomycota; Sordariomycetes; Hypocreales; Ophiocordycipitaceae
Source: RefSeq, a predicted model, not a curated record